AUGUCUUCAAUACCAAACCUCAAUGCUCUACGCUCAGGGCGUAGGGGUCCAAGGCUACGUGGGAGGCGCGGCACACCAGGCCCGACAGAUGCACACAAUGAGCCCUCAUUCGGCCCGGAGGACGUCGAAAAGGCAAGGGACAGGAUCAUUCAGCAAACAGAUGGCGAUGCCAGCAGCAGCAGGAUGAGCGCCAUUUCCAUGCACUACCUUGACGACCACCACGCCAAGACAUUCUUCCAUCAAGGCGGAGAGGUGCCAAAGCGAUAUCCCAUCAUCAAUCGCGGAACCUACGUCCGAACAACAGCGAUCGAUAAGCUGGUCACGCGAUUCCUCGACACCCAUCCGGAGCAGCGAAAACAGAUCGUGUCGCUGGGCGCUGGCUCCGACACGAGGUUCUUCAGAUUAUGCGCGAACAAGCAUAACGUCGUGUAUCACGAGCUUGACUUCGAAGCAAAUGUGAAUCCGAAGCGUGCUGCAGUCCGAGCUUCUGAUGAGCUUACGCGCCUGACGCUGCCACAAGAGAACGGAUCGGCCUACCACCUUCACGCCAUUGACCUGAGAGUGUUGACUUGUAAGUCGCCGCCAAUACUGCCUGGGCUGGAAGAAGACCUGCCGACCUUGAUCUUGAGCGAGUGCUGUCUCUGCUACUUGCCACCCGACACUGCUGUCAGCGUUCUGAACUACUUUACCAUGCAUUUCAGAGAUGGCCGAGGCAUCAUCCUGUACGAACCAAUUCGCCCGUUUGAUGCGUUCGGCAAGACUAUGGUAUCAAACCUAUCGUCGCGAGGAAUUGAGCUUCGCACCCUCAAGCGAUACUACUCGCUCGACGCUCAACGAGAACGCCUGAGACUUGCGGGUUUUGGAGAUGGGCAAGGCGCCAGGGAUGUGUACCAACUCUUCAAUCAUGAUGAUUGGGUCGAUAAGGACGAGCGAGAGCGAAUUGAGAAGUUGGAGUGGCUAGAUGAGGUUGAGGAGUGGAAGCUCUUGGCAAGGCAUUAUUGUGUGGCGUGGGGUUGGAGAGGUCAAUUAUUCACCAAGGCCUGGGGAGCGAUCGACGGAUCUGGAACGUCAGAUGAACGGAUGGACGGGGAUAUGGGCUGA
Molecule: messenger RNA, 1101 nt
Organism: Pseudocercospora fijiensis CIRAD86
Lineage: Eukaryota; Fungi; Ascomycota; Dothideomycetes; Mycosphaerellales; Mycosphaerellaceae
Exons: 2
Coding region: 1-1101 (366 amino acids)
Biological process (GO): C-terminal protein methylation
Molecular function (GO): protein C-terminal leucine carboxyl O-methyltransferase activity
Source: RefSeq, a predicted model, not a curated record